Raphanus sativus (radish) is the source of this 1595-nucleotide messenger RNA. Its product is annotated as dehydrogenase/reductase SDR family member FEY-like. The transcript has 7 exons. The record is from RefSeq and is a predicted model, not a curated record. Bases 294 to 1436 code for a protein of 380 amino acids. NCBI's taxonomy places the organism in Eukaryota, Viridiplantae, Streptophyta, Magnoliopsida, Brassicales, Brassicaceae.
ACUGCAAUGAGCCGUUGGGCUGGAAGUACGAGAGAGCCUACGAUGCCUCACGAAAGUACAAGGAGGGCAAUCUUUAUGUAUUGGUAGUGUUGAAUUCAUUAUUGGAGUGACUCAAAAACUGUACAUAGAUAAAACUUGGCUUUGUCGCUUCCAAUCUUUAUUAUGUAUUUUCACAAGCCAUCAUUUAUUUUUCAGUUCAGUGUCUCUCUCUGCGUCUUGUUAUUACUGUAGUAUACGUCAUGUACUCUAUAUAACGUCAUCAUAGAUCUACUAACUCUCUUUCUCUCUCGAAGAUGAGUGACGAAACAGCGUCUUCUUCGUCUCAGUCUCCGGCGGCGAAGAAGAAGAAGAAGAAGGAGAGUUUGGGAUGGAUGGACUGGAUGAGAGGAUGGAGCAGCGUAUUCGGGGAGAUACUCUUCCAGAGGAUCACCGCCUCUCAUUUGCUCAACCCUCUCUCUCUCCCUCCCCUCAACCACCUCACUUGCCUCGUCACUGGCUCCACCAGCGGCAUUGGCCGUCAGACCGCUAGGCAGCUUGCGGAGGGUGGUGCUCAUGUUGUGAUGGCUGUGAGGAACACAAAGGCAGCUCAGGAGAUGAUUCAGCAAUGGCAGAACGAGUGGUCUGGUAAAGGUCUCCCUCUUAAUAUCGAGGCAAUGGAACUUGAUCUUCUUUCACUGGAUUCGGUCGCCAGAUUCGCCCAUGCUUGGAACGCUCGUUUGGGACCUUUGCAUGUUCUGAUUAACAAUGCCGGCAUAUUUGCUAUGGGAGAGGCUCAAAAAUUCUCAGAGGAUGGAUACGAGCAGCACAUGCAAGUCAAUCAUUUAGCUCCAUCGCUUCUUUCAGUACUCCUUUUGCCGUCCCUAAUCCGAGGUUCACCUAGCCGAAUCAUCAAUGUGAAUUCCGUGAUGCAUAGUGUUGGUUUUGUUGACCCGGAUGACAUGAAUGUUGUUUCUGGUAGCCGUAAGUACUCAAGUGUUGUAGGAUACUCGAGCAGCAAGCUUGCCCAGAUUAUGUUUAGUAGCAUUCUCUUCAAAAAGCUGCCUCUGGAAACUGGAGUUAGCGUCAUAUGUCUAUCCCCUGGUGUUGUCCUAACAAAUGUUGCCAGGGAUCUACCCAGGUUUCUUCAAGCUCUUUACGCGGUGAUACCUUAUUUCAUAUUCUCACCUCAAGAAGGUUGUAGAUGUUCUCUCUUCUCGGCCACAGACCCUCAGAUCCCAGAGUACUGGGAAACACUAAAAAACGAUGAUUGGCCUGUUUGCCCAUUCAUCUCUCAAGAUUGCCGCCCUACAAAUCCUUCCGAAGAAGCGCACAACACAGAAACUUCACACAGAGUGUGGGAAAAGACAUUAGAGCUGGUGGGUCUUUCUCUCGAUGCAGUUGAGAAGCUCGUAGAAGGGGAAAGUGUCAAAUGCCGAUAUGGAUCUCAGGACGAAUAGUCGUCCAUAAAAACAAGAAAAAGUCCACAUGUUGAUUGUCCCCUUACAGAUCAAAGGGGGUAGGUACUGAAAGUAGCUUUUUUUUUUGUUUCAGAUUUUUUCAAAUCUACUGUACUACUGGCAUGUGGUGUGCCAUUCCAUGAUAUACUUACAAGUCUU